Arctia plantaginis is the source of this 867-nucleotide messenger RNA. Lineage: Eukaryota; Metazoa; Arthropoda; Insecta; Lepidoptera; Erebidae. The record is from the annotation of a GenBank genome assembly.
AUGAAUCGUCCGUUGAUCGCACUCUGCGCGCUCGCCGCCCUCUUUACCAUCGCCGCUGCCGAUGACCCGCCGCGACCCCGACUUAUCGACUUUAACCCUUGGGCAUGGCUACCUUCUAACCGUAACCGAUCUCCAUCAAUCAUGGAUUACUUUUUCCCACCAUCCCGAACUCCCAAACAAUCCAAUCUAGAGCCUCCCGCUGACAGAAAACCUCCCCCAACUACCACCAUAGAAAAUACCCCAGCACCAACUACUGUAGAGGAACGUUCGACGACGUAUGCGAAAAAAAUAUCUACCAAAACAAAGUCAACCGCGCCCGCGACUAACCCAACCGCUACGAGUCCACCUAAAACGAAAAAGUCAACUCGCAAACCAACUACGACAAUUGAGGUAAAAACGACUCAAACGAAAGCCGAUUUCCCUACGCAGACUAUGAAAGAUUCGUCCGCGACUACAAACCGAGGUCCGACAAAGCAUUAUACGAUCCGUCCUAUAGUGCGCACUACGGAGACGCCUACGGUUCAAGAUACGGAAACUACUCUAAAUAGCGACAGUACUGAGACAGUUUCUGAUAUCGAUACUUUGGGAACAACUGCCGAUGGGCCUAAGGAGACAGCUCCUACGUUGAGUACAGCUGAUGAUGUACGUUUUACGGACCCAGGUACAGCAAGUACCGCUGCUGUGGAGUCUACGACUCAGACGGAUAUCACUGUGGAGCCAGCCGAUAGUCGUGAAGGAUACUUGCCGCUCCGCGAUAAGCCCCAACAAACCCACGUCAAGAUCAAUGAUCAGACCAAGAAAGAGGCAAAAACAAAUUUGGCGAAAACAGUGACACUGUAUUCUGAACUUUCACUGCUGCACGGUUAA